CAGCUAGUUGGAUACGAAAAAAAGUUAAAACAAAAUAAAUAUAUUAAAUUUGCAUACAAAAAUAAUGAGGUGUCGAGUGUAAAGAAAAAAGUCGCCUGUACAAGAGUCAAAUGUGCAAUGUGAAAGACAGCAUAAAAGAUUGUGCGUGUGUGUGACCGUGUACGUGUGUGAGUGCGUGUGCUUUGAUGUAAAUACCACGAAAAUCGCUGAACGCCGAAAAUAAAGCAGCAGAAAUCAACGAAGACGAAGACGACGUCGCCGUCAACGAGGCGGGCGCUCGCCAAAAAGCAAAGCCAAUACAAGGAACCGCAGUCGCAGAGGCAACGUCGAGACGCAUGUACGCUCAAUGCUCAGCGCUGGCUGCUGGCCGAAGUCGUCUAAAACGGCCAACGAUCGUGUGAACUGUGCGUAUACUUAACUUCCUUUACUGGAGCAGCAGCAGCAGCAGCAACAAGCAGCCACAAAACAAGGAGCAACAACAACAGCAACAACAUUUAGUGCGAAAAUGUUCACAUCAAAGCAACACCAACUGCAGCAAGGACCUCAUGGACUGCCGCGCCUGGUACACAUUUGCCUGUUAUUGCUAUCGCUGAGCUGGGCGGCCAAUGGCAGCAACAUUGUGGAGCCCGAGGAGGCGGCUUUUCAAGGUCACUGCGGUCAUACGAGUCCCUGCGAGCAGCUCUGCUAUGAGAUACACGAUGGGAUGUACGAGUGCGACUGCAUCGAGGGCUACGAGCUGAACAAGAAUGGCUAUAGCUGUCAAGUGAUAAACACGACGAACAGCGGCCAGGAAGGACAUGGCAAGUCGGAUGAGGAUGUGCUCUAUCAGAAGGGCGCAUCGUUUAGUGCGAAGCUGGCCAAUGCAGCGGCGGCGGCAGCAACCGCUGAAGUUGAUGCCGGGCAAGCGGAUGUGGCUGAUGCGGAUGCGGAUGCGGAUGCCAACGGGGAUGGGGAUGCGAAUAGCGAAUAUGAUUACAACGAUGAGAAUUUAGAUGGCAUGCGGGAACAGAAAGUCAAUUCAAACGAUUAUUACAUAUCAGCGGAGAGCAUUAGCUUCAACGAGAAUCAAGAGCUUGAUGCGGCCGACUUUAAGGUGGCAACCACAGCGGGCACAGCCACAAAACUAACUAAGUCGACCAAAGCCACACCAACAACAACAACAUCGACAACGACAACCACCGCAAAAGCAACAAUUGAGCGCGGCAACGUGGCGAACAAAGCCAACGGACAACGCAAUGUUAUGGAUUAUGGCUUGUCCGAUGUGGACGGCGAUGUCGAUGAGUAUUAUAGCUAUAAAGCGGACAUGUCCAUCUAUGACGAUGUCAACAAUAAUCAAUUAAAUUUAAGACGCAACAGCAACAGCAACAGCAACAGCAAUUCGCAUACAUAUCAACAGACUAGCAACAACAACAAGAACAACAACAACUUAAACAACGACCACUUCAAAGUCGCAAUGCAUAUCAACAAUAAUAAGCAUGCUGCCAAUAGCAACAUAUCACUUAAGACAACAACAACAACAACAACAUCAACAACUACAACAGCAGCAGCUCCAGCAGCAGCCCUCAGCAGCACGCUUUGCAAUCUGGACUGUGGCUCGGAGGGAAUUUGUGCUCUGGAGGCGACGGCGUCCACAGCUCGCUGUUUGUGCCCAUUUGGCAAAACGGGCGAAAGUUGCCUUGAAGAUAUCAGGGCGCACGUGCCACGCUUUGCCAAACGCUCCUGGCUGGCAUUUGCGGCACUCCAUGGCGCCUAUAAGCAUGUACAGCUGAGGCUGGAAUUCCGUCCAGAAUCCUUUGAUGGUAUCAUAUUGUUGAGCGGGGAGCGGGAUGAUCUAACUGGCGAUUUUAUGGCCCUGCUACUGAACAAGGGCUUUGUCGAGUUCUGGUUCGAUUGCGGCUCCGGCGUGGGCAGCGUUCGAUCCAGAGAGACCAUCAUGUUGAACGAAUGGAACUCGGUGAUUAUCUACCGCCAUCGCUGGGAUGCCUGGCUGGUGCUCAAUCAUGGCACCAAAGUCCAGGGCAGAUCGAAUGGUCUCUUCUCGCGCAUUACCUUCCGCGAACCGGUCUUUCUGGGCGGCAUUGGCAACAUAACGGGACUGGCCAAGCGCCUGCCAUUGGCUGAGGGCUUUGCCGGCUGCAUACGUCGCUUCGUGGCCAACGAGCACGACUACAAGUUCACGGAGCAUCCACUGGGCGAUGUCAUCAAUGGCUUUGAUAUACAGGACUGCUCGACGGACAAGUGCGUGCGUUAUCCUUGCCAGCAUGGCGGCAAGUGCUUGCCCUCGGAUCAGGGUGCUGUUUGCCUGUGCCCCAUUGGCUUUGUCGGUGAUUUGUGUGAGAUACGCAUGGACUUGCAGGUGCCCGCAUUCAACGGAUCCUCUUUUCUGCGCUAUGCUCCGCUGGGGGACAGCGCUUUGAUCUGGCUGGAGCUGAAGGUUAUAUUGAAGCCGGAGCAGGCGGAUGGUCUGAUACUUUAUUCUGGACCGGAGCAGCGCGGCGAUUUCAUAGCUUUGUAUUUGCACGACGGCUUUGUGGAGUUUGCCUUUGAUUUGGGCAGCGGCCCAGCUGUGGUGCGCAGUGAACACUCGCUUAGCCUGGGUCAAUGGCACACCAUCAAGAUCUCAAGAACCGCACGCCUUGCCGUGCUCAAGAUCGAUCAGCAUCAGGAGGUCAUGACCAUAUCGUCGAAUGGCUUCUGGCAUCUGUCACUGGCGCAGAAUCUGUUUGUGGGCGGCGUCAAUCACGUGGACCGCCUACCAUUGGAUCUCAAGUACAAGUCCUUCUUUGUGGGCUGCAUUCAGCGCAUUGACAUCAAUGGCCACUCGCUGGGCAUUGUGGCCGAAGCACUGGGCGGCAGCAACAUUGGCAACUGCCCACAUGCUUGUGUGGCCCGCCCCUGCGGACCGCUGGCCGAGUGUGUGCCACAAAUGGAGAGCUACGAGUGUCGUUGCAGCAUCUACAACGAGCGCUGCAAUAAGGCAGCUGAAGUGCCACCCGAGCAGCUGCCGGAGCUGAUGCUACACAAGCAGCACAAUGCCCAAGCACUUGAAGCCAAACAACACAAAGGAGUUGAGUCUAAGAAAUUGUGGGCGCACAAGAAGCAUUCGACAAAACGCAAGAAUUUGCAUAAGCACAAGACCACACCUGCAACCACCACCAGCACCACUUCAACCACAACCACCACCACAACGACAACGACUACAGUCAAGCCACCCACACCAACAGCAGCUGCAGCGGGUGGUGCGCCCAGCAAUGAGGAAAUCGAAGAUGAUAUCAUUUUUCGCUUUGUACACGAGAACGCCGCAAAGGCGCCCAGCCCCAUUGUGCGGCUACAGCAGGCUCCACUCGUGGGCAAACAGCAUGUGAGCAAGCAUGAGCAUCACCAGAAGCCGAACACCUUUGCGCGCAAACUUAGCCGCCUGCCCACACACUACGAAAGUUUCCAAACUAAUCCGGACAGCGAUAUACUUACAUUCGAUGAUAACAACGAUUGGGUGGCCAGCAUGCAGCAGCAGGAGUAUGCGGAUGCCAUGGCAACCAGUCAAGUUGGCCAGACAGCGGCAGCCAGCUCAGCGGAAGGUGAUGUGGCCAAUGUGGAUGCGGAAGCGGAUGUCGAUGCGAGUGGUUUUGUUUUCGAUGAGUCACUGUUUGAUGCCAACGACGGCGCGGAGGAUUAUCAACGCAAGCAGCUUGCCCAGGACAUGAAGCGCAUCAUGUCCAAUACACACACGCACAUGCACACGCAGAAAAAGGAAAACCAACAGCAGCAGCUGCAACAACAACAAAAACAACAGCUGCCACCCGUGGAGCCGCAGUACAGUGAAGAUUACAGCGACGAUGAGCUGUUAACACCCGUGCUCAAGUCUGAGCCGGCGGCUCCAGCUGCUGUCCUUAGCACACCUCAAACGCACACCGAUUGGAGUCUACUCAAGAAAUUCGAUUUGUCCGCGGAGCAUCAGUCACAGGUGCAGAGCGUACGCAAGAACUUUGGUGCCUGUUUUGCCGGCACCGACAGCUAUUUCCACUACAACGAUGCGGACACCAUGAGCCAGGUCAUCAGCUACAACAUCGAUCUCAAUCUGCGCAUCAAGACGCACUCGGAGAACGGCGUGAUACUAUGGACCGGCAGGCAGGGCACAACGGAGGAGCACGAUGACUACUUGUCGCUGGGAAUUGAAAACGGAUAUUUGCAUUUCCGCUAUGAUUUGGGCGCUGGGGAACUGGAUAUACGCUUCAAUGGCACCAAAGUGAGCGAUGGACUGUGGCAUCGUGUCAGAGCUAUACGAAAUUCCCAGGAAGGUUACUUAGAAGUGGAUGGACGUAAAACCCAGACACUGCGUACGCCGGGCAAGCUGCGACAACUGAACACCGACACCGGACUCUAUGUUGGUGGAAUGCCUGAUGUGGCAUACUUUACGCACCAGCGCUACUUGAGUGGAAUCAUUGGUUGCAUAUCGGAGAUCGUCUUGGCUGGCGAGAAAUUAAACUUUGAUCCAAAUACGUUGGGCACAGCGCACAACGUGGAGACGGGCCUACUAUGAAACGCUGCACUUACAUAAGCCUCAAGACUUUUGAUACAUAUAUCAAAUAGUUUAAAUGUUAUUAUUUAAUUAACGAAAUGUUUACAAAUAUGUCUAUUUCGUUUGUGUUUGUACAAAGACGCUUUUAAAAUCAACUGAGAAAGAGAGGAUUGAGGAAGGCAGAGAAAGAAACAAAGGGAAAGAGAGCGAGAGAGAAGUGUUUUCUAGUUGGGAAAAUUUUUUUACGCCAUGAGAUGAGCUGAGAAGUAACUAAAGUAAAUAUAGUAAAC
Molecule: messenger RNA, 4809 nt
Organism: Drosophila hydei
Lineage: Eukaryota; Metazoa; Arthropoda; Insecta; Diptera; Drosophilidae
Exons: 15
Coding region: 506-4540 (1344 amino acids)
Molecular function (GO): calcium ion binding
Source: RefSeq, a predicted model, not a curated record